AUGUCUAACCGAACCAUUUGCGAUGUCGACACGCCGGACCCUUGGAUUGUGGCCGGCAAUGGCAAAUUCUACUUCACCUUUACCCUGGACAACCGCGUCGAAAUAUGGUGCUCUAACACCCUCGAGAACUUUCACCACUGCCACAAGAGUGUCGUUUGGCAGCCGGCGCCGGGGACUCCAUGGUCAGUCAACAUUUGGGCACCAGAGCUGCACUACCUCAAGGGCCGGUGGUAUAUCUACACCUGUGGCGCGCCGCCCGGGGUCGGGAACCCGGGCCAUCGGACUACGGUCCUCCGAUCGUCGUCCCAGGAUCCGAUGGACGCCUCCGCAUGGGAGUUUCUAGGUCCGCUGAAGGGUAUGCCGGACCACUGGUCCAUCGACGCCACAGUCUUUAGUCCCAAUGGACACGAUUUAUACUGCUGCUGGUCCGGAUGGCCUCUUGGAGAUCAUUCCGACACGCAGCAAGACCUGUUCUUGAUUAAGCUUCGUGCCCCGGAAGAAGCCAUUACCGACACACUCCUUUGUAUUUCGAGGGCUGAGCUCUCAUGGGAACGCCCUGAUGAGGGCCGCCGGGGCGUUAAUGAGGGCCCGACAUGGGUUGAUAUUCCUGGUGUCUUCAGAGGCAUUGUGUACUCUGCCGACGGAAGCUGGACUAGCGACUACAAGCUCGGCCUGCUGCCGCUCGUAGGACAGAACCCUCUAGAUCCAGGCGCAUGGGCGAAGCGAUCGACACCGCUUAUGGUCAGCCACAAGCGCUGCGGAGGUCCGUACGGGCCGGGGCACGCAAGUUUCUUGCCAAAUCCACAUGAUCGAAGCCGUGUCUACUGCAUUUACCAUGCGACGGCGAAUUAUGGUGAGGGAUGGGCAAAUCGGAAAGCGAGGAUAAUUGAUCUUGGGCCAGAGUGCUUUGGGCCUCAUGCUCACUCCAUAUGCUGCGCGCUGGAACGUCAUAUUCCGAAGCAUGGUCACGAUAGACCACAUAAGUCUUCAUGUAUCAUGUCCUAG
Molecule: messenger RNA, 1005 nt
Organism: Colletotrichum paranaense
Lineage: Eukaryota; Fungi; Ascomycota; Sordariomycetes; Glomerellales; Glomerellaceae
Product: alpha-L-arabinofuranosidase II
Exons: 1
Coding region: 1-1005 (334 amino acids)
Biological process (GO): carbohydrate metabolic process
Molecular function (GO): hydrolase activity, hydrolyzing O-glycosyl compounds
Source: RefSeq, a predicted model, not a curated record